AUGUUCACAAGCAAAUCAUCAUCAGUGAAAUUUGACGAAUUCCUUGUUGACGAGGAUUUAACAUCUUGUUCUCCUAGUUUAUAUGAUAAUCAUUUUGAGUUGACAAAUGGCAUAAAUAUUCACAAGGGGAACGAGUUCCCCUCACCAACAUCCUCCUCUUCAUUAUCCUCACCAUUACCGCCCUCAUUAACACCAUCUUCAUCAUUUUCAUCAGAAUCUACUGUCGACUCAUAUACCCUGAUGUCUGGUUGCGCUGAUGAAAUAGCCAAGUCGAAAUCACAACGACCUUAUAAUAAUAUGUGUAAUAGUGAUAUAAAACCUAUAAAAUAUAAUUUAUUGAAUAAUGAAAAUUUAGGCAAUGUUUGUAUCAAUGUACAAUUUCAUUUCCCGUACCCGUUGCAUAAUAAUAGUUUAUUAACAGAUUUUUAUGAUGAAUUAAAUUCUGAUAUCAGUACUAGUACGAAUACUUUUACUGUUAGUAAUAUACUUCAUUCAGAUAACUGUUAUACUACUACGUCAACAAUAGGAUUUCCACCUUAUUUAGACAAAUUACACAGUGUGCAUACAACUAGUGAUAUGCUUAUAAAGCCUAAAAGUCCUAGAGUAUUAUUAGACGCAUCAAAUACUGAUAGGCAUGAUAAAAAAAUUCAGCUUACACAGAAAUGUAAUUCAUCUUCUGAUAGUGGGCUAUUGUAUACCUCUCUACCCAUAGAUGUACGUUAUUUAUCGACAAGAUUAGUUAAACAUGAAAUUCAAGUGGAGAAACCCCAGUUUGCACCAAUUUUCAAUACUAAGUAUAUUUAUAGUCCAUCAUUAGAGAAUAUUGAAAAUAAAUUAUGCACUGGUGAUGUGACUAAAUCAUUAGAAACAGAUUAUGAUAUGAGUAAUAUUCAAACUAUGGAUACAAAUAUAAGUACUCUAUCAAAUCUAGGUGAUUUAAAGAAUCAAUCAAGGCAUCGAAGAAUUGAAACAUCAGCACUGGAAUAUGAGGAUACUUCUAUCACAAGUACAAUUAAUGUUGAUGAACAAGUGAGGCUGUUUCCUGAAAAGUUAAUACCCUUAUAUGAAUCGAAUCGACUGAAUCCAAUCGAAUAUAGUCGUAUUUCACGAAUAAGUGAAAAGUAUGAUGACCAAGCGAUGAUUCCAAAUGCUCCGCUUACAUACAAUCAUAAAUAUUAUGAGGAUACAUCGAACAAAAGUGUGAAUGACAGUAUAAGUCAUAUCGAUUAUACAACAUAUGCUGGUGAUAUGUAUAACAGAACAAAUGAAGAAAUUAUCACUUCAUCGUGCUGUCUACAAAGAUCUUCAAACCUCAGUCCAGAACAUUGUUGUUCUCUAAAUAGCAUUAAUGAAAAAACAAAUACAAACAUACCGAAUCCUGUAAAUUACUAUGAAAGUGUCUUAUGCAGACAAUUAUAUUCUACAUCGAUCAAAAACUGUUCAAAACGCUAUGAAAAGGCAUGUACAUCACUUAAGCCAUUGAAACCAUUGAAUUCUUCUAAACUGUAUAACACUAUUCCACAGACACUACUUAUAUCUAAAAUGGAAGAAUUUGUUCAGAGGCUGGCGACAGUAUCAUUAAUACCAAAUCAACUGUGUGAAAGGCAUGAACAACAUUCCAAUCUCUGCGUAGAAAGAGAUAAACAACAUCCUCCCGUAAUAUUAAAGAAUGACACAUUGUUAUUCAUUAAAAAUCAGUUAAAAAUAGGUAAUAUUUCUAGAGAAAAGGAGAUUGUCACCAUUGAUAAACAGUCGACUUUACAGAAACCAUCUUUCACGAGUACCUAUUAUCAAUGUGAUACUUCUACACAAACAGAUAAUGAUGAUAAAGUUAACGAGAAGAAGAAAUUUUAUCAAUAUAGAAAUGUAGAACAUUUUCAAUGUCCAAUAUAUAAUAAAUAUUAUAGUAUAGAAAGCUUGGAUACGAAAAUGAAUCCACCGGAUGCGAAUCAUUUCCAUGCUAUAGUAUCACCAGUUUACUCUGCAUUUCGAAAUAUUAGUAGUAGUAGUACUAGUGCUUGUAGUUGUUCCACUUCAGAAAGGUAUAAAUCAAGUUAUAUGCACAAAUCAACAUGUGAAGAAGCCUUUACAAAAUGUUAUUCAUCCUAUGAGUUGCAUAAACACCCAAUAAAGACAACCAGUUUACCCAAUGCUAAAUGUGUCCUCUGUCAUUUUAUUGAUACAUGCCCUGGGGAUUGUCUUCAUCGUAUCACUACUUGUCUACAUCAUGGUAUGUAUAUUUUCUCGAAUACACCAGCAUGUAGCACUCCACAAACAGAUCAAUCAAGUAAAUCAAAUGUUAACAUUAAAUCGAAUCAAUCAGAUAUAUUCUCCUCUCCUGGAGUAUUACAUUUCAUUGAAUGUCCUAAAUGCAGUGUAAACAAUAUUGGCAACAAUUAUGCAACACAUAGCAGGCAUGUAUGUUAUAGACAACGGAGUCAGUAUUUCAGCACACGAUUUGCAUCUUCAGAAAGAAUUUGUUGUGUAUGUUCAAGAAGAAAUGGAAAUAUUUAA
Trichobilharzia szidati is the source of this 2514-nucleotide messenger RNA. The record is from the annotation of a GenBank genome assembly. Lineage: Eukaryota; Metazoa; Platyhelminthes; Trematoda; Strigeidida; Schistosomatidae.